Messenger RNA from Lathyrus sativus (Indian pea), 783 nucleotides. The record is from the annotation of a GenBank genome assembly. NCBI's taxonomy places the organism in Eukaryota, Viridiplantae, Streptophyta, Magnoliopsida, Fabales, Fabaceae.
AUGGCUACCGCUCAUACUCCUCGGGAAGAGAACGUCUACAUGGCUAAGCUCGCCGAACAAGCCGAGCGCUACGAAGAAAUGGUGGAGUUCAUGGAAAAGGUUUCCGCCAACGCCGAUAGCGAGGAACUUACCGUGGAGGAGAGGAAUCUUCUCUCCGUAGCUUACAAAAACGUGAUCGGAGCUAGACGUGCCUCGUGGCGUAUCAUUUCGUCGAUCGAGCAGAAGGAAGAGAGCCGCGGAAACGAGGAUCACGUCGCUGUUAUCCGUGAUUACCGAUCUAAGAUCGAGUCUGAGCUCUCUAACAUCUGCGACGGUAUCCUCAAGCUUCUUGAUUCUCGUCUUAUUCCAUCAGCUUCCUCUGGCGAUUCUAAGGUUUUCUACCUUAAGAUGAAGGGAGAUUACCACAGGUACCUUGCUGAGUUUAAGACCGGAGCCGAGCGUAAGGAGGCCGCAGAGAGCACUCUUGCCGCUUACAAAUCUGCUCAGGACAUUGCAAAUGCUGAAUUGCCACCAACUCAUCCAAUUAGGCUUGGCCUUGCUCUGAACUUCUCCGUUUUUUACUAUGAAAUCCUUAACUCUCCUGAUCGUGCCUGCAAUCUUGCAAAACAGGCCUUUGACGAAGCUAUUGCUGAAUUGGAUACCCUUGGAGAGGAAUCAUACAAGGAUAGCACUUUGAUCAUGCAACUUCUUCGUGAUAAUCUCACCCUAUGGACCUCUGACAUGCAGGAUGAUGGUGCCGAUGAAAUUAAAGAAGCAGCCCCUAAAGCAGACGAACAGCAGUAA